CUCCCUCUCUUCCGUCCCCGCGGCAAGAACGGCGGCUGGACAAGAAAAAAACCAAAAAAAAGGAAGAACACAGAGCAUCACACCAAUUUCUGCCCGCCCGACCUAUCGAUCGAAGCCCCGGAUUUCAAUCCGCAAGAAUCCCUCGGGGAAUCGGAGGAGCGCCGGUCCUUCGCCGUCCGGAUCCAAGGACCACCGUUCGGCUGCCGCUUCCGGCGCGACGUCGAAACCCUAGUGGGGAUGGCGGAGGUGUCCGCGGCGGCGGCGCCGGUGCCGGAGGGCGUCCUGCACAGGAGGAUAGAGUUCCACCUCGCCAGGAGGCCGCACGCCGCGGCGGCCGUCGGGGGAGGCGGGUUCCAGAUGGAGACCCUCAACCCGGACGCCGCGGGCGGGGCGGCCACCGCGGCGGCGGGAGCGGCCAGGGGCGAGGCGGAGGCGAGGAGGCCGGAGAAGGCCGAGGCUCUGGGCUUGGAUCCGGAGCUCACCGUCGCCAGGAUCUACCUCGGGAGAAUUGGUGCUGGUCUGCAAAAUCUUGGGAACACUUGCUACCUCAACUCGGUUCUGCAAUGCUUGACGUACACGGAGCCGUUCGCAGCCUACUUGCAGAGUGGAAGGCACAAGUCUUCAUGUCGUACUGCUGGAUUUUGUGCAUUGUGUGCUCUCCAGAACCAUGUUAAGACUGCUCUACGGUCAACUGGAAAAAUAGUGACGCCAUCACAAAUUGUCAAGAACUUGCGAUGCAUUUCUCGUAGCUUCCGUAAUUCAAGGCAGGAAGAUGCUCAUGAGUUAAUGGUUAACUUGCUUGAAUCCAUGCAUAAAUGCUGUUUACCUUCUGGAGUACUGAGCGAAUCUGCAAGUGCUUAUGAGAAGAGCUUAGUUCACAGAAUAUUUGGUGGCCGCCUAAGAAGUCAGGUGAAAUGUACAAGGUGCUCGCAUUGUUCCAACACAUUUGAUCCUUUCUUGGAUCUCAGUCUUGAUAUUGGAAAGGCCACAACUUUGGUGAGAGCGCUUCAAAACUUUACUGAGGAUGAACUACUCGAUGGCGGUCAAAAGCAGUAUCAGUGUGAGCGCUGCAGGCAGAAAGUUGUAGCAAAGAAAAGGUUUACAAUUGAUCAAGCUCCAAAUGUUUUGACAGUUCAUCUGAAGCGCUUUAGCCCUUUCCGUCCCCGUGAAAAGAUUGACAAAAAAGUGGAUUUUCAACCUGUUCUAGACUUGAAACCAUUUAUGAGUGAUUCUAAAGGCGCGGAUUACAAAUACAGUCUUUAUGGUGUCUUGGUUCAUGCUGGUUGGAGUACUCAAUCUGGUCAUUAUUAUUGCUUUGUUCGGACUUCCAGUGGGAUGUGGCACAAUCUUGACGAUAAUCAGGUACGCCAAGUUCGUGAGGCAGACGUACUGAAACAGAAAGCCUAUAUGUUAUUUUAUGUACGUGACAGAAUUGGGAACACAUUGGGGCGCAAAGACAACAGCACUCCUAAUCUGCCUGUAAACAACAUGAUCCCUGGGAAGAUUUCAUCUAUCAAUGGUGUAAUGGAAGCAAAAUCGAGUGGUCUGACAUCACCUUAUGCAAAUAAGAAGUUGCAGAGUACAAGCAAUGCCCAUUCCAGCGUUAGCAGUAUGACAUUAGUAGACCAUUGUUCAACAAAUGCUGGCAAAGCUGAAACUGCUGCAGCCCUUCAAAACAGUGUCCUGCCCGCCGCACAGAAAGCCCUUGGACCUCAAAAUGAUGGUGCUACAUUGUCAACUAAAUCAAAGCAAGUUGCUUCAAGUAGUCAUAAAGAGACAUCUUCAUCAGAUCAACUGGCGAGCAGCAAUCAGACAAUGGCUAAGAUGUCAUUGCAGGAACCAAAGACUGGUGGUGCAUUGGCCAAGCUGGGAAAUAAUACUUCUAUUGCCUCAUCUAUGGUCAGUGGUCCUGCUGGACUGUCAGAGACAGAUAAACAAACUUCUUGCUCUCAAACAUGUUCCAAGCCAAGCUCGAACUUGGUUGGCACGAUUACCGGGUUUACCGCGCAAACUUUCCAAACUAAGGAUGCUGUUCUUUCAAAUGGUGUCAUCCCUAGCACUAGCGGUGGAGAUCCAGUUUCAAGUGAGAAAAUGAAGGACUUAACAGGAUCUCUCAAGCAAGAUGACCACAUAGUGAAGGCUUUGACGACGAGCAAGAAGGAGAAAACCAUACUACCAGGACUUGAGCAAGUUGAUGUUGGAAAACAGAUCUCCUCGCAAGUUUCCACGAAGGUGGUUCCAGGCGAUUCAUGUAAUGGCAGAAUGACUAAAAGGGUGGACUCGAAGUCAAAGAAACUUGUGAGAUAUCCAUUAAUGAAGUUAUGGCUCCGGCCAAGACAAUUAUCACUAAAGCAACAAAAGAAGAAGCAUAAGAAAACCAAAAAGCGCGUUAAGGACACGGCCAGUGUUGAUUGUUCUGGUGACAACAGCAGUGAGCAGCAGACAUCAACGUCAGCAACUGUGCCGCCAAAAACUGCAGGAUCUACAUCUCGUAAGCGGAAACAUGCCCAUGCCAGUGCAAGUUCUGAAAAUGGCACCCAAGUAUUCAAAGACAGCCAGCAGGUUGUUGGAGCAAGCAGUGCUGGUGCUGGUGAUCAUAACAUGGACGCCAGGAAUGGAAAGAGUCAAACUUCUGCAAAUCAAGCAAAUUCAAGAAACAACGUAGAUGCAAAGAGGGGAGCCGCCUCCCAACAAGUCGUUAUUCGCACAGAGGACUUGAGGGCAGAAGUUACCGUUCCGUGCUGGGAUGAUGUUGCCGUGCCAAACAGUGAGACUAGUGAAUACAAAAGUUCGGGGAAGAAGAGCAUUGGAUAUGUGCUGGAUGAGUGGGAUGAGGAGUACGACCGUGGAAAGGCAAAGAAGGUCAGGAAAGCAAAGGAAGACGACAACGACGAUGGCAUGAACCCCUUCCAGGCGGAGGCCAACUAUGUGUCAGCGCGGAAGACGAAACAGAAUUCCUACAAAUCCAAGCCUUGGGACAAGCCCGCCAGACCGAGUCGCUAGACUUUGCCGAAAGAGAUGACGCCCCCAGGCUCCGUAGAAAGAGAAGAGAAGUGUUGUUGUAUCGCCCAUUUUCUGAAACAUGCCAUCUGCUGUUCCUUUUUUUUCCCGCCUUGUUGCUCCUUUUUUCACCUUGUUGUCUGACUAGACGGCUCGAAAUAGACAGCACUCUUGAUCGGGGCCUGUAUUUAAUUGUGAGAUUCUUUGUAGCGCAGUGGGAGUUCGUAGAACAUGUUGCCGUUUUUCGCAGCAUUUUUCGUUCUUGUUUCUCCAGCGACAUAGUUAUGAUUUGUUAUGAAUAAACUUGUGUUCUCGUUUCUCUA
Molecule: messenger RNA, 3323 nt
Organism: Triticum aestivum (bread wheat)
Lineage: Eukaryota; Viridiplantae; Streptophyta; Magnoliopsida; Poales; Poaceae
Product: ubiquitin carboxyl-terminal hydrolase 23
Exons: 11
Coding region: 238-3003 (921 amino acids)
Biological process (GO): protein deubiquitination
Cellular component (GO): nucleus; cytosol
Molecular function (GO): cysteine-type deubiquitinase activity
Source: RefSeq, a predicted model, not a curated record